AUGCCGAUGGGCUACGUCGUCUCCUUCGCCAAGUUCCACCGCCACAGGCUCGGAUACCCUCCGAGCCGCUUCAUGAGGGCGCUCUGCCUCCACUACGGUGUCGAGCUCCAUCACUUUUCCCCCAAUGCUAUCACCGCUGCGGCAAUCUUUGCCGCGGGGACGAUCGACGCCCGGUCCUCUAAGCCUUUGGUGAAGGAGGAUGACGUUGAGCAUGAGAAAAGGCACGCCUCCACGGAGAAGCAUAAAUCUGCAAAGGACGCAGAGAAGAAGGAGAAGAGGAAGAACCUCGAGCGUCAGGCGCUCGAGGAACGACAAUCCAAACAGAGGUUGAAGAGGCAGUUGGAGCAGGCCCAGCCCUCGAUGGCUAAGAGGCUCAAGGUGGGGGUGAGCUCCAAGGCUCCGGGUGGUGACAAGACCCCGCCACGCCCGUCGGAGGGCGUCUCACCGCCCCCUAGACAGGGCGGGACGCCUUGCUCCCAAAGUCAGGAGGGAGCCCCCAAGCCGCCCAAGUCGGGGGGAGAGGGUGACCCCAUCACUAUUAGUGAUGAGUUCGAGGAUGGCCCGCGCUCGACAGGCGCUCGUGUAACGGACAAGGGGGUCAAGACCCCUCAGGUUAGGGGACGGACGCCAUGGCCCAUUGGGCUCCAUUCCAUUGAGGAAGAGAAGAAGAGGAAGAACGAGGAGGAGCAACAGAAGAGGAGGGAAGAGGAAAAGAAGAAAGAGGAGGAAGAGGGGAGCAACGUCAUCUACUAG
Molecule: messenger RNA, 753 nt
Organism: Sorghum bicolor (sorghum)
Lineage: Eukaryota; Viridiplantae; Streptophyta; Magnoliopsida; Poales; Poaceae
Product: caldesmon-like
Exons: 4
Coding region: 1-753 (250 amino acids)
Source: RefSeq, a predicted model, not a curated record